Messenger RNA from Cynocephalus volans (Philippine flying lemur), 1344 nucleotides. It is a transcript of the gene GMDS, whose product is annotated as GDP-mannose 4,6-dehydratase. Gene Ontology annotation, molecular function: GDP-mannose 4,6-dehydratase activity. The record is from RefSeq and is a predicted model, not a curated record. The coding region runs from base 1 to 1119 and encodes 372 amino acids. Gene Ontology annotation, biological process: GDP-mannose metabolic process. Lineage: Eukaryota; Metazoa; Chordata; Mammalia; Dermoptera; Cynocephalidae. The transcript is spliced from 11 exons. Gene Ontology annotation, cellular component: cytoplasm.
AUGGCUCACGCGUCGGCACGCUGCCCCAGCGCCCGGGGCUCCGGGGACGGCGAGAUGGGCAAGCCCAGGAAGGUGGCGCUCAUCACCGGCAUCACCGGGCAGGAUGGUUCCUACUUGGCCGAGUUUCUGCUGGAGAAAGGCUACGAGGUCCAUGGAAUUGUACGGCGUUCCAGUUCGUUCAACACAGGUCGAAUUGAGCAUCUGUAUAAGAACCCCCAGGCUCAUAUUGAAGGAAACAUGAAAUUGCACUAUGGUGAUCUCACUGACAGUACCUGCCUUGUGAAGAUCAUUAAUGAUGUGAGGCCUACGGAGAUCUACAACCUCGGAGCCCAGAGCCACGUCAAAAUUUCUUUUGACUUAGCUGAGUAUACUGCGGAUGUUGACGGGGUCGGCACUUUACGGCUUCUGGAUGCAGUUAAGACCUGUGGCCUUAUCAACUCUGUGAAGUUCUACCAAGCCUCAACAAGUGAACUUUAUGGGAAGGUGCAAGAAAUACCCCAGAAGGAGACCACCCCUUUUUAUCCUCGGUCACCCUAUGGGGCAGCAAAACUCUAUGCCUACUGGAUCGUGGUGAACUUCCGUGAGGCAUAUAAUCUCUUUGCAGUGAAUGGCAUUCUCUUCAAUCAUGAGAGUCCCAGAAGAGGAGCUAAUUUUGUUACUCGAAAAAUUAGCCGGUCGGUAGCUAAGAUUUACCUUGGACAGCUGGAAUGUUUCAGUUUGGGAAACCUGGAUGCCAAGCGAGAUUGGGGCCAUGCCAAGGACUAUGUCGAGGCUAUGUGGCUGAUGUUGCAGAAUGAUGAGCCGGAGGACUUUGUCAUAGCUACUGGUGAAGUCCACAGUGUCCGGGAGUUUGUGGAGAAGUCAUUUCUGCACAUUGGAAAAACCAUUGUGUGGGAAGGAAAGGAUGAAAAUGAAGUGGGCAGAUGUAAAGAGACUGGCAAAGUGCACGUGACUGUGGAUCUCAAGUACUACCGACCAACCGAAGUGGACUUUCUGCAAGGAGACUGCACCAAAGCGAAACAGAAGCUCAACUGGAAGCCCCGGGUCGCCUUUGACGAGCUGGUGAAGGAGAUGGUGCACGCGGACGUGGAGCUCAUGAGGACCAACCCCAACGCCUGAGCGCGGCCGCACAGCCCGGCGCCGCCGCCCGCCCGCGCGCCGGGGGACUCGUAGCAGCCAGGACGUGACACUCCGGGGUUCGGACCGCUUUGCUUCUGUCGAAGAUUCCUCUCAGUGGUUUAAUGAAAUCAGGAUGUUUUAAUCACAUAUUCACUUUACUUGGAAUUAUGUCGUUAGGCAACAAAUUGUGGGGCCUUCGAAUUGCUUUUUUCUCUUCUUAUUAAA